AUCAGUCUUUUUCCAUUGAUAAAAGGGAAAUCAUGGAGACCCUUUUGGCGAUAGAGUCCUUUGGAGUAGAAUUUUAGCUGCCUUUCUCCAUCAGCUUCCACUGCUCUGAUCUUAUUAUUGACAUUACCAUAAUUGCCUUUUAUUUCUUUGCACUGAUAACUGUGUUUUCUUAGCUUUUUCAGCUGCAAAAGACACCCUAGAGCUAAGUCUUCUGCUACCUCUGCUACUCUACAGCCUACUGUCUACACUUCAUUAGUUCAUUUACUACCUUAGCCUUGCUAUAAACACUACCAUGAAAGAGCGUCUCAGCUUGUGAAUUUGGUUGUAAUGUCAAUCUUCACUUCCUCUUUCUGAUUUGGUUCCGUAGGAUCCUUAUACUUGUUAAGUGUCAGCAUUGAGUUCUCUGAGAGGAUAGCUGGGAUAGAUUGAUACACUUUUCAUAUUUGAAAAUUUGCCUCCAUCUUUACGUUCUUGGUAGCUUUCCAGCUCAUGCAAGUAAUUUAACUAAUAGGGUAAUCUUGUUUGUGGAGAUAUAUAAAAGAGCUGUUUUCUUGGAGCCAAAUUCUGUACAUUUCCUUUGGUUGGUUUGUUUCUUGAUUGCUGGUUCUUGGCUCUGGCAAAUUUCUUUUCCAGUGUGACUCCAACACUUUUUUGGGCUUAAAACCGCCAUGAAAAAGCUCAAAUAUAUGAGUUUCUCCAUUCUUGUUCUCUGCAUAUUUUAUCUGAGUGCACCAUGCAAUGGAGAAGAUGAAAGUUUGGGAGCUCCAAUGAAAAGAACAGAGCAAGAGGCGCUGUAUUCAGCUAUUCAAGGUUUUGUAGGCAAAUGGUGGAAUGGUUCAGAUCUUUAUCCAGAUCCUUGUGGUUGGACACCUAUACAGGGUGUUUCUUGUGAUCUUUUUGAUGGCUUUUGGUAUGUGACUGAUUUGAGUAUUGGACCAGUUCAUGAUAACUCCCUCAGUUGUGCUCAAAAUGUGGAAUUUAGCUCCCAUUUGUUUGCACUAAGGCACCUAAGAUCUCUUUCAUUCUUCAAUUGCUUUGUCUCACCAAACCAGCGUCCCGUAUCAGUUCCUAGUACGAAUUGGGAAGUUCUUGCGGAGAGUUUAGAGUCACUAGAGUUUCGAUCGAAUCCAGGCCUCACAGGAGAAAUUCCUGUAGCUUUUGGACUGCUCAGAAAUCUUCAGUCCUUGGUACUAAUGGAAAAUGGACUAACUGGUGAACUACCGGAAAGUAUUGGGACCUUGAUAAACUUGCGACGUUUGAACCUUGCUGCCAACGCAUUUAAGGGUAGAAUCCCAGAUAGUUUUGGAGGGCUUAAUCGUCUCUUGAUUCUUGAUAUGAGUAGAAAUUCACUCUCUGGCUUCUUGCCUAUGACUUUUGGAGGGUUGAAUUCACUGCUGAAGCUUGAUUUGAGCAACAACCAGCUAGCGGGAAAGAUCCCACUAGAGUUUGGAAAUCUAAAGAACUUAACACUUUUGGACCUCAGCAACAACAGAUUAUCAGGUGCAUUGACUCAAUCACUUCAAGAACUGAGCUCCUUACAAGAAUUAGUCCUUUCAAACAAUCCCACCGGUGGAGAAAUAAUGAGUCUUGAAUGGCAAAACAUGAGGGGCCUAACUGCAUUGGACCUGUCAAAUAUGAGCUUGACAGGUGGAAUCCCUGAGUCCAUUGCAGAGUUAAAAGGGCUGAGAUUCUUGGGCCUCAACGAUAACCAGCUCACAGGGAAUAUCCCCCAAAAGCUUGCAAGUCUGCCAAAUGUAAGUGCAAUUUACCUUCAUGGAAAUAAUCUGACAGGUGAGCUUAAAUUCUCAGAUUGGUUUUAUGGAAAAAUGGGGAGGCGAUUCGGGGCCUGGGGGAACCCAAAUCUCUGCUAUUCCAUUGGAUUGGUAAGAGCAGGUUAUGCACCCUUUGGGGUAAAACAAUGUGAAGAAAAAGUCAUGAAAUAUGAGACUCAUCUUAUUUCCAAGUCCAAGUUGGGCAAUGGGAAUUCGGACAAUCACGAUUCCACUUCUACAGCUUCUUUGGGAUUCAAAGGAUGUGGUCUUAAUAGGUUAGUUUGGUUUGUUGAGGUAUUGAUGGUUUUAGUUUUCAACUUUUCCCUAUGAGUGUUUGGUUAAGGUAGCUAGAAUAGGACUAUCUUAACGUCGACGAAUGCUGAAAUUUCACAUUGUACGUCUACAUCUACUUCUAACAGCUGAAUGAAACGUACUUUUAACAGUAAACUACUCAAAGGGCUAAUCUUAAAUUUUCUUGUCAUGUGAAGGGUUGUAUUUUAUGGUUA
This is a messenger RNA of Sesamum indicum (sesame), 2278 nucleotides long. RefSeq lists its product as uncharacterized. The record is from RefSeq and is a predicted model, not a curated record. NCBI's taxonomy places the organism in Eukaryota, Viridiplantae, Streptophyta, Magnoliopsida, Lamiales, Pedaliaceae.